AGGUCCUGUCAAUCAUACCCCAAAUCUGCACCAGUCUCCUUGCUUACAAUAUACCAUUCCCCGUGACACCGUCACCGUGUCCGUGACGCGUGACGUGAGCACGUCACUCUGCGGCGCCGUGACGGUCCGGGCACACACCGGGCCCGGCUCGCCAAUCUGGGAGCUCCACUGCACGGUCCACCCAUUGUGACUGAGAGUGAAAGGCCACGGGGGUUACCGGAGCGCGGGGAGAGUAUAAGGCGGUGAUGGAGCCGAGAGUGACCAGAGAGACACCCAGGGCGGUCGUGGUUGGACGUUGGAAGAGGAACGGAGCUGUGGAUAUGAAGCCCAUUAUCUUGCUGAGCCUGCUGGCGGCUGCAGUCGCAGUCCCCGUCAAAGAGGAGGCCGAUGCAGUCCCGGCUGCGUCCAGCAGGAGUUCUGUCUCGGAGUCUGCUGAUCUGGGCCAGGAGGAGGGCUGGUCGCCACUCGACCUGAACCGUGUAUCUCGGGCCCACGACUCUGAGGAACAGACCCUGAGUCGCAGUCUGGACGUCAUCGAGCCCUCUGAGCUCUCUGCCGAGGACGCCGGUUCCUCCGAGGACACCGAGGACAGUGCCGCCUCCGCCGAGGACGGUAAGACCUCCAACUCGUACCUCUCGCCCCUCUACGCUCCGGCUCCGGGCGGCUACGGCUCCGGCUCCGGCUCCGGCUACGGGUACGGUCCAUCCAUCUACAUCCUACCGAUCGUGCUGCCGCCGCCGGGAGGUCACGGCGGUCACCCGGUGGGCCGGCACGUGGUGACCGAGACGGGACACCACGAGAGCCACCACUUCAGCGGCGACUACCGGCCCGUGUACGCCGGGUCAUAUGGGGUUCCCCCGAUCUACAUUCCCAAGGAGUACGGUGUGUACCACGGCGGACACGGAGCACACCCCGUGGGACACCCUGUAGGACACCCCGUGGGACACACCACGGUCCACCACGAGGACAAGACCAUCAUCCGCGACAUCAAGCCGCCAGUCUUCAAGGCCUGAGUGGACAAUGAGUCUUCCCGACCCGCCAGUCUUCAAGGCCUGAGUGGGACGAGUCUACCGUCUUCUGAUGCUAGUAGAACCUACCAGCUAGCAUCUACCAGAAUGACGGGAGUAUAAAACCAAAGACGGGUAGGUAUAGAGCGGAGAGAAGCUAGCGAGAAAUGGAAACUAGGCAAUAACCAAACCCGUGAAAUGAAUGCUACUGCAUGCAGAAAGCGUUACGGUAGGCGAGUAUGAACUAUUGUUAGAAGAUAGUCACCUCAUAAGGAUUGUCAUGCCGCUUUUGUUGUUGUGAAUGUCGGCAGUCGCUACCAUUUCGUUUUCUUGCGUUGACUGAAGUCGCAAUGCAGAACGUCUUUCAUGGUAUCUGUCUUUCAUGUCUUGUAUUGUGUUGGUGUAGCUAAACGUGAGUAGAAUUACAGCUUCUGAGCUGUCUUGGCGUAGUUUUAGUCCAUGCUGUUGUCAUUUGUUCAAUAAAUGUUUUUUUUUAUAAUAA
Molecule: messenger RNA, 1509 nt
Organism: Amphibalanus amphitrite
Lineage: Eukaryota; Metazoa; Arthropoda; Thecostraca; Balanomorpha; Balanidae
Exons: 4
Coding region: 246-1013 (255 amino acids)
Source: RefSeq, a predicted model, not a curated record